Branchiostoma belcheri (Belcher's lancelet) is the source of this 2790-nucleotide messenger RNA. Its product is annotated as ankyrin repeat domain-containing protein 50-like. Bases 1 to 2790 code for a protein of 929 amino acids. Gene Ontology annotation, molecular function: protein binding. The transcript is spliced from 2 exons. Lineage: Eukaryota; Metazoa; Chordata; Leptocardii; Amphioxiformes; Branchiostomatidae. The record is from RefSeq and is a predicted model, not a curated record.
AUGUUUCCCAAGACUGAUGAAAGCAUCAGUGAAUUAAAUGAUUACCAAGAAAGUGGCAAGCUGGCAGCUGACUUACAGGCAGAGUUUGAGAACAUUGGGCUCAACUGUCCCUUAGAGGUGGACGUUCUGUCAACAGAACAGCUUGAAGAAGAGGUGGCAGAGAUAGUGGAGGAAGCUAUGGAUGCCUUUGUGUUGUCAGAAAUGAAGGAAACAGGUGAACACUCUGAGGAGUGUACACAAACGCAGGAAACAGGUGAAGAGUCUACACAAACCUACGAGGAACUGAGAGACACCUGGAGAGAUGCGCUGUUAAGGAUAACAGCCUGGACAGGUGAUGAAGACAAGGUGAAGACCUUGCUACAGGCAGGUGUACAGGUGAACACAGAGAACUCUGAGGGAGAAACACCACUCUGGGAUGCAAUGAGGGGCGGACAUUCUAGCAUCGUCAAACUCCUGCUGCAGAAAGGGGCAGACCCUGGAGCAGGGGCAAACACAGACAGUGCAAACACAGAAAGUGGUAUGGGGAAGUCUGUACUGCAGUUGGCGGCUCAGAGUGGUAAUGCAGAGAUGGUGAGCAUCCUGACAGAAGCAGAUGCGGAUCUAAACAGGACGAACAGCAGGGGAACAACUGCCUUGUUUUUAGCAGCUGAGCAAGGACACGCAGAGACCAUGAGAACCUUGAUUCAAGCGGGGGCUGACUUGAACAAGGCAGACAAGGAGGGAACGACUCCACUAUCAGUGGCGGCUGAGAAAGGACAUGCAGAGGUCGUGAGCAUCUUGGUGCAAGCGGGAGCAGACUUAAACAAGGUAGAUGAUAUGGGAAUGACUCCACUGUGGUUUGCUGCUGACAGAGGACAUGCAGAGAUUGUGAGCAUCUUGACCCAAGCGGGGGCAGACUUGAACAAGACAGACUUGGAUAAAAAAACACCAUUGUGGAUAGCAGCAUUCUAUGGAAACAUGGAAGUUGUGAAAGUACUUAUCGAAGCAGGGGCAGAUAUAUCUAUACCAGACAAAAGUAGCAAGACUCCAUAUCAAGCUGCCGUAGAAACAAAACACAGUGAUGUUGCAAAGAUGUUUCCCAAAACAGACGAAAGCAUCAGAGAAUUAAACAGGGACCAAGAAAGUGGCAAGCUGGCUGCUGACGUAAAGAAAGGGUUUGAAAACAUUGGGCUCAACUGUCCCUUAGAAGUGAAAAUUCUGACAAUGGAAGAGCUUGAAGAAGAAGUGUCAGAGAUAGUGGAGGAAACUAUGGACGUCUUUGUGUUGUCAGAAAUGCAGGAAACAGGUGAAGACUCCGAGGAGUCUACACAAACCUACGAGGAACUGAGAGACGACUGGAGAGAUGAAAACGAGAAAAGUGCGAAACCAACUGAUACUGUAAGGAAAGUGAAAUCUUCUGCAAGACGUGGUGUAAGACGUUUAGAAUUCGCACUAAAUGCUGUACAAAGCCGAAAGCUUGCUAAAGAAAUGCGUAUGAGGUUCUCCUACCUAAAGAUCGAAGACUCUGUUAAGGAGGAGCUUGUGUCAGGUGCUCAGCAAUUAGAACAGAAGGCAAUGGAGGAUCUUUCAGAAUUCUACAACGCUAACAAAGACUUGAGCAGGGCCGCUAUUAUCAAAGUUUUCAAACGACACAAAGUUCUAAGGAAAGGGCUGAAAAUUGCCAAAAUGUGGCCAACUUCAGAAACUGACGAAUGUGUCAAAGCACUGGACAGUGGCCAGGUAACUUACAGACUUACAGAAUAUGAGAAAAUUGGGUACCAUGGCCCUUCGCAGGGGGAUGUCCGGUCAAUGGAACAGCUUGAAGAAGAUGUGUUGUCAGAAACUUGUGAGCAGACAACACAGACAGAUAAAGUGUUAGGAGAGGGACACAAGACAGACACAGAUGUUCCUGAAGACAACGAGACAUCCACACAAACCUACGAGGAACUGAGAGACGCCUGGAGAGAUGCGCUGUUAAGGAUAACAGCCUGGACAGGUGAUGAAGACAAGGUGAAGACCCUGCUACAGGCAGGUGUACAGGUGAACACAGAGAACUCCGAGGGAGAAACACCAUUCUGUGAUGCAGUGACGGGCGGGCAUUCUAACAUCGUCAAACUCCUGCUGCAGAAAGGGGCAGACCCUGGAGCAGGGGAAAACACUGCAAGAUCCAGAGAGAGAGCUAGUGGUAUGGGGAAGACUUUACUGCAUUUGGCAGCUGAGAUUGGAAGUGUAGAGUGGUUGAGCCACUUACCAAUAACAGUGGUGAACAAGGACGAGACAGACCGCAUGGGAAGGACUCCACUAUCGGUAGCAGCUGAGAGGGGACAUGCAGAGGUCGUGAGCUUCUUGCUAUAUGCUUGGGCUGACGUGUACAAGGAAGAUGGUGAUGGAAGGACUCCAAUGUGGUGGGCAGCUUGGAGUGGGCAUGCAGAGGUUCUGAGAAUCUUGCGGAGGCAAGGUUUUGCCGACAUGCACAUGGCAGACUGCAUGGGAAGGACUCCACUGUGGGUGGCAGCUGAGAAAGGACAUGUAGAUGUUGUGGAAUUCUUGGUAGAAGAAGACGGGAGGCCCGGCAUCGCAGACUUGGAACAAAAGACACCUUUGUGGAUAGCAGCACACAAUGGAAACAUGGAAGUUGUUAAAGUACUUAUUGAAGCAAUGGCAGCAGAAGGCUCAGGCUUAGAGCGUGAUAUUUCUAAACCAGACAAAACUGGCAAGACUCCGUAUCAAGCUGCCGUAGAAAGAAAACACAGUGAUGUUGCAAAGGUGAUUGAGGACCAGGUUACAAAGACAUUGCAGAAAAAGUCAUAA